This is a messenger RNA of Schistocerca serialis cubense, 1840 nucleotides long. Its product is annotated as esterase FE4-like. The record is from RefSeq and is a predicted model, not a curated record. NCBI's taxonomy places the organism in Eukaryota, Metazoa, Arthropoda, Insecta, Orthoptera, Acrididae. Bases 15 to 1643 code for a protein of 542 amino acids. The transcript has 10 exons.
ACGUAGCGGCUAGCAUGGCGGGUGCAGAGCAGGCGAUGGUGAAGGUGCGCAUCCCGCAGGGCGAGCUGCUCGGCCGCCGCCGGCGCACAGUGUGGGGGUUCCCCUACUACUCCUUCCAGGGAAUCCCCUACGCGGCGCCACCGGUCGGACCUCUGCGCUUCAAGCCACCUCAGCCGGCUGCCGGUUGGAGUGGAGUCCGAGACGCCACCAAAGAGGGCAACAUGGCGCCACAGAUUAACCUACUGGCGGGAAAGUACGAUGGCGACGAGGACUGCCUCUUCAUCAACGUCAGCACGCCCAAGCUGCCGUCAGAGAGCUCUGGCGGCCUGUUGCCAGUGAUGUUUAUGGUCCACGGAGGAGGACUGGUCAUUCUGUCGGGCAAUGAGGACUUAGCCCGUCCAGAUUUCCUCGUAGAGAAGGGCGUCGUCUAUGUGUCCUUCAACUACCGCCUUGGAGUACUGGGCUUCCUGAGCACGGGGGACCGUGUGGUGCCGGGGAACAUGGGCUUCAAGGACCAGGUGAUGGCGCUGCGCUGGGUCAAGGACAACAUCGCCAGCUUCGGUGGCGACCCCAACAACGUCACCAUCUUCGGAGUCAGCGCAGGAGGUUGGUCCUGCCACUCUCUGGUCUUGUCGCCGUUGACAAAGGGCCUUUUCCACAAAGCCAUCGCGCACAGUGGUGUGGCUGUGGCGGACGGCGUGUGCUCCGACCGCAUGCGGGCUCGCUCCUUCGCACUGGGCGCCCACCUAGGACUGGAGACGGACGUCUCCCAGCAGCUGGUGGACUUUCUGAGGAAGCAGCCGGCGCAGGUGCUCGUCGAGAACGCCAUGUUCGGCCGCACUGAAGAGGACAAGGCCCGCAGCGUGCUGUUCCCAUUUGUGGGCACGGUGGAACCAGCUGACGCCGAGGGUGGGGCCUUCUUCCCGAGGGAUCCCGCGCAGCUUCUGUGCUCCGGGGACUUCCAGCACGUGCCACUGAUCACUGGUGUCUGCACGAACGAGGGAAGCGUCUUUAGCUCAGAUAUCGGUGACACGGUCCGCACGUCCAGCUAUGCUGCGAACCCCCGGCUGCUGAUCCCCACCAACCUGCGCUGCCCUGAAGCGGACAGGGACGCCGUGGCAGAGGAGAUUCGGCGCUUCUACUUCGGAGAACGCAGCAUUGGACCCGACACGCAAGUGGAGCUCUUCACACUUUUGGGCGACCUGAUGUUCACAUACCAUGGUGUGCGGGUGGCCAAACUACACAGCUCCAAGUCGACAGCCCCAGCCCACUUCUUCGUCUUCCACUACGUGAAUGAGAAAGUUCCUGAUGGACCGAUGGCAUCUUUGGUGCGAAAGACCAGGGAGCUGUUUAAUGGUGCUGGCCACGGAGAAGACUUCAGGUACAUCUGCAUCGGAACCAUGUUCGGUGGCCCACCUGUAAAAGACUCCUUCGACGGCAAACUCGCUGACAAGCUGACGCGCCUCUGGACCAACUUCGCCAAGACAGGGAAAGUGACCGACCCGGAGGUGUCAUGGCCGCCUUUCACGGAGCAGGACCAGUCCUACCUGCACAUCACCAGCGACGGGCUGACCAUAGCCAAGCGGCCAUUUGAGGAGCGGGUGGCCUUCUGGGAGAAACUCUACGACCGGUACGGCAGCUAGCAGCCAGCAGCAGUGCAGCAAACAACAGCAUCAGGGGAAGUCGCAGAAACCUUCUGACGAGAGAGAAAUUUCCCAUACUUCAUCGUGACGAGAUAAACUUGUGGUUCAUGUACAUCUAAAUCCUGCAAGUUCAACCAAUACUUAAUCAAUUACGGUUGUGUAAAAUACCACCAGUGUACACUUACCACUUCAUUAAA